This is a messenger RNA of Exophiala dermatitidis NIH/UT8656, 911 nucleotides long. Its product is annotated as mitotic spindle assembly checkpoint protein MAD2. Gene Ontology annotation, biological process: mitotic spindle assembly checkpoint signaling. The transcript has 7 exons. Gene Ontology annotation, cellular component: cytoplasm; kinetochore; nucleoplasm. The record is from RefSeq and is a predicted model, not a curated record. Bases 109 to 789 code for a protein of 226 amino acids. Lineage: Eukaryota; Fungi; Ascomycota; Eurotiomycetes; Chaetothyriales; Herpotrichiellaceae.
GCUUCUGAUUAUUGGCCUGCCAACGUUGCAUGUCAACACAGCGACUUCGACAUACAAUUGUUCCGCAUCCUCGUCCUCCUUCGCCGCACUACAAUCAUACACGAAAACAUGGCCGUCGAUAAAAAGGACAAAGCGCAAACGCACAAGUUGGCUCUGCGAGGCUCCUCGAAGACGGUCGCUGAGUUUUUUGAAUACUCGAUCAACACGAUACUAUUCCAGAGAGGCGUCUAUCCUGCAGAAGACUUUACACCUGUGAAGAAAUAUGGCCUCAAUAUGCUGGUUUCCUCGGACGACCAAGUCAAAGCAUACAUCAAGAAGAUUAUGUCGCAGUUGAACAAAUGGAUGGUCGGAGGCAAGAUCUCGAAGUUGGUGGUGGUGAUUACCAGUAAAGAGACGGGAGAACACGUCGAGCGAUGGCAGUUCGACGUGCAGCUCCUCGGUCGAUCCUCGAAACAACAGUCGUCGAAAAAGGCUGGGGACAAGGAAAAUGCUACACCGGGAGAUGCGCCCAAUGCUGAGCCGGAAGUCGAAAAGACCGAGACCCAAAUUCAAGAAGAGAUUCAGGCCAUCUUCCGACAGAUCACCGCAUCUGUCACUUUCCUGCCGGUCCUCGAUGGCAAUUGCACGUUUAACGUCCUAGUCUAUGCAGAUGCGGACUCGGACGUGCCCAUCGAGUGGGGAGACAGUGAUGCAAAGGAGAUCAAGAAUGGAGAGAAAGUCCAGCUGCGAAGUUUCAGCACCAGCAAUCACAAGGUGGACACGAUGGUCAGCUAUCGGUUGUUGGAUUGAUGGAAAGCGGAUUGUGUACAGAUACAAAGCGUGGCGUUUGGGCACUACGGGUUCUGCUAUAGGGCGGGAAGGCAUUUGAAUAGUCCAAGGGAUAACAGAAAUGAUAAUGAUCUUACGAGAGA